AUGAAGUCCCUACAGCCGCGUAGACUUUUAAGUCUACUGUUACCUGCUCUAUUCAGUACACAAUAUGCUCAAGCCGCAAUCACCCUCGACCUAACGAGCCAGGACUCGAUCAAGGCCGCCGCAAGAACUGCCGCAGAAGGUAUGAUGCGAUACUACACUGGCGACCGACCUGGCGAUAUUCCAGGAAAUUUACCACAGCCAUACUACUGGUGGGAGGCUGGCGCUAUGUUUGGAGCCAUGAUAGACUACUAUUAUUUCACCGGAGACGACCAUUGGAACAAUGUUACUAUGCAAGCCAUGCUGCACCAAACCGGACCCGACAAUGACUACAUGCCUCCCAAUCAAACGAAAACAGAGGGCAAUGAUGACCAGGGUUUCUGGGGUAUGGCUGCUAUGUCCGCCGCCGAGAACAACUUCCCCAACCCUCCAAGCAACAGAGCGCAGUGGCUCGCACUCGCUCAGGCCGUUUUCGAGACCCAGGCCAGAAGAUGGGACAAUGCGACCUGCGACGGAGGCCUAAGAUGGCAGAUCUUCACCUUCAACAACGGAUACAAUUAUAAGAACACCAUUUCCAACGGAUGCUUCUUCAAUUUGGCUUCGCGCUUAGCCGUAUACACCGGCAACCAGACCUAUGCUCGCUGGGCCGACACAGCUUUCAAUUGGACGGAUAGCAUCGGCUUGAUCGACGACAAUUGGAAUUUCUUCGACGGGACUGAUGUCAAUCUAAGAUGCAAAGAGUUUGAUCAUCUCCAGUGGUCGUACAAUGCUGGCGUGUACCUUGCGGGCGCGGCAAACAUGUACAAUUUCACCGAAGGUUCAGACGUCUGGCGGAGACGAAUUGAAGGUAUCAUCAGCAACCUGAAAUACUUCAUGCCGGACGGCAACAACAUUAUCUCGGAAGUCACCUGCGAACCUCUCGGGAACUGCAACAUUGAUCAGCGCUCUUUCAAGGCAUAUCUCGCUCGGUGGAUGGCCAUGGCUGCUGUCAAGGCACCUUUCGCAUACGAUGCGAUCAAGCCCAUUCUCGAAGAUUCUGCUGCCGCGGCCGCUAGGUCAUGCAGCGGAGGGGACGAUGGCAAUCAGUGCGGCUUGAAGUGGACGACGUCAACGUUCGACGGCAGUGUCGGUGUUGGCGAGCAAAUGUCGGCGCUCGAGGUCAUUCAAGCGAACCUCAUCGACUAUGUCGAAGGCCCAGUAACAGCUGACACUGGUGGCACUAGCUCCGGUGACCCGAACGCGGGAGCGGGCAGUCGAGUUCUCCCAGGAGACCUUAAUCGCAGCGUCGUAACAACGGGUGAUCGGGUUGGCGCAGGCUUCUUGACUGUCCUUGUCAUCUGCUUUGUCGCAGGAGGUGCCUGGUGGCUGAUCUCAUGA
Messenger RNA from Cyphellophora europaea CBS 101466, 1374 nucleotides. RefSeq lists its product as uncharacterized. The record is from RefSeq and is a predicted model, not a curated record. Gene Ontology annotation, molecular function: mannan endo-1,6-alpha-mannosidase activity. The transcript is spliced from 2 exons. Gene Ontology annotation, biological process: carbohydrate catabolic process; fungal-type cell wall biogenesis. Bases 1 to 1374 code for a protein of 457 amino acids. Lineage: Eukaryota; Fungi; Ascomycota; Eurotiomycetes; Chaetothyriales; Cyphellophoraceae.